GUUACAUACCUCGCGCAGCACUUAUGCGCAGAGCACAAGGCGCAACAGUUAUGAUUUGAAGAAAUGAUAUAAAAGACGCGACCCAAAGAACGCAUCAGGGCGCAUCUGAUUGCUUAAGCACGUAUAAGUGGAAGAGUUAUAGAAAAAACAAACACUUUAAGGAGAGUUAACAAUGAAUAACCCGUCGGAUUUUAGUAAACGAUGUCGAACUUGUUUAAGUCAAACAAAAGGUUUACAACUUCUCACCAAAAUGGCAUUUGAUUUGCCCCAGCAACAAAGAACAUUUGCCGAUUUACUUUACGAAGUAACCAACAUAAAUAUAUCAAAAGACCUGAACACAUCUGAAAUGCCACAAUACCUUUGCCCAGCUUGUUUGCGAAAGCUAAAAUCAUCACAUGCAUUUAUCAGACAGGCCAAAGAAGCCGAUGAUAAAUGUUUGUCCAUGUUAAGAGAAAGAAUGAUGGAGAAUUGCAUGAAUGAGACCGAAAUAGAUAUAAAGCCAUCAUUCUUAGAUAUUAAAAUAGAAACAGAAGAUGUGGAAUAUACAGAGCAAAGCAUACCUGAAAUAAAAGAGGAGAUUGCUACGAACGAAGACUGUUCCAUGGAAAAUCCUUUGGAAGAUUUUGUAAGCACAAGUAAUCAGGAGCAAAACAAUACCAAACAGUUAAUUUUCAACAAUGUGAGUGAUAGUGAUUGGUCUGGAGAAGAAAGGGAUACUGAAAGUGAAGCAGAUUCCUCGAAUUUUAGCAGCGAAGAAGCCGCUAAAAGCCCUAGCAUGAACGUACAUAAAAAGAAAAAUGGAAGUAAAACUUCUGCCUGGGAAAAAUGUGAUCCUAAAGAUAUUGAGGAUAUUGCUGCACCCUGUUCGCAGUGCGAUAAGAUUUUCAAAAACUCCAAGGAAUUAAAAUGUCAUCUAAAAAAUGCCCACAUUCCGGAUGCUGAAAAGUGUGCCUGUCCUUUGUGUGGUGCUACAUUUUCUCGUUCUUACAGCAUGUAUUAUCAUAUGCGUACCAUACAUGGACCAGAAACUGUUACAUCAUUACUUCCCAAAAGGGAAAAACCCCAUCAAUGUGAUAAAUGCCCCCGAAAAUAUUCAAAACUAAAAUAUUUAAAAUAUCACCUCAAAGUAAAGCAUGAGGGUAAAGACGAACAGUCUGAUGUCCCAGAUGGUGAAAAAAUUCCUGCACCGGCAAAGAAAAAGACGGAAGCUCGUCGACCUCUGUGCUCCAUAUGUGGCAGUUCAUUUCCCAAUAAGACUCAACUGACAGUGCACAUGCGGCGACAUACAGGAGAUAUGCCUUUCAAAUGUGAUCUGUGCGAUAGAGCCUUUCCCCGAAUAUCAGAACUUAGAUACCAUACUCGCGUGCAUACUGGAGAAAAACCAUAUAAAUGUAGUAUAUGUGAAAAAACCUUUCGAGUUUCCUCAAAAUUGUCAUCUCAUAUGCGAUCCCACACCGACGAACGGCCGUAUAAAUGUAAAGAGUGUGAAAAAAGUUUUAAAUAUUCCAAAGAUUUAAAUAUCCACAUGCGCACUCAUACGGGCGAAAGACCAUACAGCUGUAAUGUGUGUGGCGUCACUUUUACACAAAGCAAUUCACUCAAGACUCACCGUAUGAAGUUGGGCCAUAUUGAGGAAAGUAUGCAAACUACUAGUAGAUUUAAAUGGGAGGGACUAAAUAUUGAAAAUAGUUAAUUUUACAAACAAUAUUGACGGCGGUUUUAUACAGCGGCGAACAAGGACUUCAAUAUCAAUUUCAAAUAAAACAAAAAUCUGGAAAAGGAUCCGUUUCAACAAAAAUGCGAAUAAGUCAAACACUAAACCAACGCCAAUAAAAGCUAUGUCAGAAUGAGACUAAACAAUCAAAAUGAUGUGUGUAUAAAUUGGAAUAUAGCUCAGACCACUGCCAGAGAUGCUGUGGAUUGCCUCCAAGAAUGCUAAUUACUCGGUAGAAGUUAUUUGUGUUAUUGUAACCGUAUUUUGAAUAUCCACAUCAAGAAACUUGAAAUUUGGUUAAGUUACGUCCAAAGUGAAUUUUUUGUAAGUCGAUUGGGUUUGGCUGGGCAGAGGAACGUAUAAAGCUUAUCGUAUAUACAAGCAGUACACGUACCUAAAACCUUGGCAUCAAUUCUAGCCGAUUAUCUUAGUUAAGGCAUUUGUCUUAUCUUAGUUAAGGCAGAAUUAUCUUGGAUGGCACAGGGAGGUUAAUUUCAAGAAGCGUAUGGUCUCCAAAGCAUCAUUUAUUCGAUAGAUGUUUACCGCUUCUCCGAACCUAUCCAUAAGAUGAUGAUUUCGAAAUUUCUUUCCACUUUCUUUUCAUCCUUACGCUUGAAUCGGACAGCACUCAUUGAUAUGUGAGAAGUUUGGCCCUAUUGCUUCAUGGUCAAAUUUGUUGUAGACGGAAGCAUAGCGCCAUCGUGUACGACACUCAGUAUCCGAAGUACAUCCGCUGUUCAUGUAGCGAACAAUAUGCUGAAGAUGUUUUAGCAGAAAUCUUAAAAUUUCUUUCAGCAAAAAAAAAAAAAAAAAAUGGCGAGACCAAAUAUCUUGACAUUUACUUUUGGCAGAUAUCAAAGUAAUGCCCUAAAGCUAUGAUCGUACAAUCGUCCUCAUAUAAUACAAUCUCGAUGCCGUCUGGAGGAUGUGUAUAAAUUAAAAAGUGAAAAAGUUAUCAUCUUACCUUAAGGAACGCCCUGUUUCCCUUUACAGGGCUCCGUAGACUUAUCCCUAAAAUCCACGUACGACUAGUAUGAAAAAUCUUUGACUUCGACUCUUUCAUAACGUAUUCUUUAUUUUUAUGUAUUAGUAUUUAUACAUUUAGCUUUAUUAUACUGUGUAAUUCGAAUUUCAGACCGAGUAGGCUUAGUAUAACUGAGUUUGUUACAAAUAAUUAAAUAAAUAAAAUUCGUCCAUGACCAUUCGAUAAAGGAAACGAUGGGAUAGAGAUGGUCGAUACAAAUUUAAUCUCAA
Stomoxys calcitrans (stable fly) is the source of this 2968-nucleotide messenger RNA. Its product is annotated as zinc finger protein 354A. The transcript has 5 exons. Gene Ontology annotation, biological process: regulation of transcription by RNA polymerase II. NCBI's taxonomy places the organism in Eukaryota, Metazoa, Arthropoda, Insecta, Diptera, Muscidae. Bases 173 to 1693 code for a protein of 506 amino acids. The record is from RefSeq and is a predicted model, not a curated record. Gene Ontology annotation, cellular component: nucleus. Gene Ontology annotation, molecular function: RNA polymerase II cis-regulatory region sequence-specific DNA binding; zinc ion binding; DNA-binding transcription factor activity.